Phytophthora infestans T30-4 is the source of this 1197-nucleotide messenger RNA. RefSeq lists its product as uncharacterized. The transcript is spliced from 4 exons. The record is from RefSeq and is a predicted model, not a curated record. Gene Ontology annotation, molecular function: protein binding. The coding region runs from base 1 to 1197 and encodes 398 amino acids. NCBI's taxonomy places the organism in Eukaryota, Oomycota, Peronosporomycetes, Peronosporales, Peronosporaceae.
AUGGCGACAUCUUUGGUUCGUUCGGUCAAAGGAGUUCCUCGAUACCCUCCUUGGUUACAGAAGGCGUUGAAGAUCAAGGACGAGACGGAGCAGUUCUGGAUCAAGCAGCAUCAAGUGGUGGAAGUGAACAAGCAGAAGCAGCAACGACCAAACGAGUCUUUCGUGAACGUCUGGGUUAGUAUCGCAGCCGAUGACGCUCUAGCCGUCAAGAUGUUCCUGGAGGAGGACAAAAGUCGAUUCUUCUUAAGAAAAGACUUUGUCCGUCACACUAGAAUGGGCGUCGAGGGCGGUGGAGGUGGCGAGUCUCUGCUACAUGAAGCGAGCUACGUGGGCUCUCUGAAGGUCGUGCGCUUCUUAGUUAGCUUCAUGCAGACCCACUUCGCUCCGCAGAUUUGUGUCGACGCCGUGAAUGCCGUUGACACGCAGUACAGUCUCACAACUCCAAUGAUCGCAGCGUGUCGAAACUCACUUGGAGCAAUUGCCAAUCGUGUCGAGAUCGUAAAACUGCUAGUGGAAGCUGGAGGAGACACUGCGCGUCGAGAUUCCCACGGUGACAAUGUCCUGCAUUGGUGCGCUCGAACCUCGCAAGUGUUGCUACUUCGAUUUCUCUUAAAACACACAGACGCUGUGGUUGUCGCUCUAUCCACAGAAAACUACAAGCGACAGACACUGCAACUGGAUCGAAAUCGUUGUCUCUCCACUCUCACGGUGGUCGAACUACUGGUCGGUGUUAACUCGACGUGUAAUUUACGCCUUAAAAUGCUUCGAAUCCGACGCCACGAGGAUCUCGUUCGAGCUGAGGACUCUGCGUAUGAUCAAGAGCAACUGGCCGCUGUGCUGGAAUUAUCGGAGCGGCUAGUUCCUCAAGCGGAUAAGCUCUGGCGUGAGGCCAUCGAGGGCGCGGAGAGAAGCCGCAAAGCGCAAGAGCAGCAGCACUGGCUGGAGACCAAGAACGGUAAGCUGUUCGUCAAGAAGCAGAUCCCGUUCGCAAUAGUCGACAUCAAGCAAGCUGUGCACACUGGCAAGAUGCCCAAACCCAAAGACUUUAAGGCUGCAGUGAAGCAGCGCGUGCAGGAUCUUUACGUCGUUGAGAAGGAGCUGAGCGCUAGGAAAGCCGCUAUCGAGGCCUUCGUCGCCCACCACCCGCCAUAUCCUCGAGAUCGGGUCGCUGAGCUGCGGCGUAUGCUACAGCUGUGA